UUGACGCGUACGGUUUGUGUGGCAAGUGAAGGCGCGCGUGAUUGUGCCGCAUGCGACGAAGCAAAACCAGCGGAAGUACGGCGGUGAAGUAGUUACGCACGCGAAUGUGAAUGCGAAUACGAAAAUUAAAAAGAAAAAACACAAAAAACGAAUGCGUUAUCUAGGCAACUAACGCAAGAGAAGUGUAACAAAUUAUCAGACAAGUGAAGUGAUGGUGUGUGUGCGUGUGUGAAAGGAGAUAUUGCAGUGCGAUAGUAAGGAUAAGCAAGUAAUUUGUUGCUAAUAUUUCUAAAAAAUAAUGCUAGAAUUGGCACAGUGCUGAUAUUUUAUAAACAAAUUGUGAGCAAAACACAAAAUAAGCGGCAUAUAAAAAAUUUAGGUGCUGGUGCGCUUCUGUAUUUUUAUUUUUAUUUUUUCAAACUCAUUAAUAUUUCAUGUAAACAUUCAAUACAACAACCUUGAAACACAUAUGAAUGCGAUUUUUUGUCAAAAAUUGUUGCUAAGCUGCAAAUAAAAAUCGAUGCAGCACCGAAAAGUAGGCAACUAAGCACAAGUGCAAGUGAUAAUAUAUUAACAACAAAAUAUGUGCUCAUUGGUGAUUGAUUUCGCUCGGCAGCCAAACUUGCGCAUAAACUGACCGCUGUGUACCUGUACGAGUAUAUGCGUAUAUGAAAUGAACACCACGACAUAAAUUUUGUGUAAAGUCGAAAAAAGUGAAACUAAAUUUAAAAUAUGCACAAUGCCCGAAUGCCCAAAAUGCAUUAAAUACCCAACCGCUUAAAAAUGUGAAAGAAAGCAGUGAGAAGAAGCGUCACUUACCACAAACAGACAUUAGCAUCUGUAAAUCUGUGUUUCGUGCAGCUAGCAUCAGUGUAUUUGUAUGCGUGUAUAUGUAUGUAAAAUCUGUGUACUGCUUUUUUCUAUUCAACUCAAAGGCUAUCAAGUGCAGACAUCUUUUUGUUGAAAUGCCAGCCAUAAUAUUCUAAAGUUAUAUAUUGGCUGAUAAGGCUUGACACAAAAAUAAUAAUGCAACAAGAAGCUAGUGAUUUUUCAUGAAGCACACAUUUACAACACAACAAAUAGAAAUCAUGGCUACUCAACAGCUUCAUCAAAAUAAACGACUGCUGCAGCGACUGAUAUUGCAUUUUGAGAGUAAAUUAGAUUUUUAUAGAUAAAAUUUCGUGCAACGAAUAUUUGUAUACAAAUGUGUAAAUCUAACAAUUGAUUUGCAUUUUCAAAACAAACAAAAAAUAAAAAAUAAAAAUAAAAAUUUAUUGUAUUAAAAAGGCGAGGAAGUGAGCCAAAAUGUGCUCCACAACACAAUUUUGUUUACUCAAUCUGCGCACAUAUUUGAUCUACUUAUGUUGCUAUCUGCUGAUAAUGGUGGCGGCAGGUAGCCGAGUAGUCAACGGUCUAAAGUGUUAUUGUAAUCCAAAGGAGUGUGAUGUCAUACGUUCGCUGGACUGUCCAGGGAAGGGCAUGAUGCUGUGGGAUCCUUGCAAAUGUUGUCGCAUUUGCGCUAAAACACUUGGUGAAGCUUGCGGUGGUCCUGGCGGCUUCUCGGGUCAAUGUGAGCCACCGCUACAGUGUGUCACAAAAUUACCCAUAACCAGCGGGCUAGGUGUCUGCAUGGAUUUACCCUCUACAUCGUCCUCCCUGCAUUCCACAUAUCACAGCAGUAAAUACAAUAAAAAUUGUACAGACGAUGAGACAAUAGUGAUAGAGCCUGGUUGCGAAAUCACCAAUAAACGUUGCCAAUGCUGGCCAACAUUACGACUGUGUCGCUCAAACGCCAUCGACGAUACGGACGCACCGGCGACGACAGAUAUACGAUGGCACUUCAAAACAUUAGAGGACUGCCAGUUAAAUUUACAAAAUUUAAUCAAAAUCGAAAUGGAAUUCGACGAAGAUUACACAAUUUCACCGAGCACAUUUACAUAUAAAAAACUGCGAAGGAAGCGCAGAGCGUUAACGAAACGUAGAAUGACCAUUACACAUUAAGGAUACAGCGAAGCUAGCACCGUUCCUGUAAAUCCACAUACACACAACCACCAACAAACCCUAGAGAAGUCCUGCUAAGAGCAUACUACUAAUAACGAGAAGUUAAUGAACGAAAUAAAGUAAAAUAUAUUGAAUAGUUAAGAUAACAAUUUAGGCAUAAGAAAUAAAUAUACAUACAUAUAUAUAAAUGCAUAGGUAUAGACAGCAUAUAAAUACAGAAAAGCGAAGCUAUAAUAAAUUUUAACAGUCAAGUGUUUGUAAAAAGAAGUUAAUGUAAGAGUAAGCAAAAGAAAAAGAAGGUGUAUCGCUAGCUGAAGAAAGAAUUUUAAAUAAAACUCUUUUAAAUGCAAUAAGAUUUUGUUUAAAUAAUUCAAAAUUUUGCUCUAAACUUUCUUUUAGUUCUUUGUGUUUAGUACUGAAGGUAGUUUAUUUUCAUGCCAUCUUCUCAGAGGGUUCGUUAGUAGACCAAAUUGUUGAAUAGAGCUGACAUUGGGAUGUAUACUUGUUACACAAUUGAUCACAAACUGAUGCACAGUUUGCGGUUGAGAACCGACUUUUUGGUGGGCAUGACGACCCUCAUUGCAUGCAGAUAUAUUUCAUAUUUCUUUCUAUGCAUAGUUUAAGGCUCGUUCGACAUCACAUCUUUUUUGUGUCGAUUGUAAUUUAAAUAAUAAUAAAAUUUUCAGUUUUGAUGUAAUAUUGGCGAUCGAAGUAACUACUUCUGGGCUUAGCUUAUAAAAAAAAAUGUGUAUAAAUACCUCAGAUUCCAACUGUAUAUGAGUUUUUUUCAGUUAAAAGCCCAAAUCUUUGAAUUCAAUUCCUAGUGAGGACUCGAGAAAAACGUUUAAUAUUUAAAGAAAUAAAGCCCCGAUUUCAAUAAGCCUUUAGAUUUUCGCCCAGACGGAUGUGCAUAUUUUUCACAGGUGGCUCGCUGGUACAUAUAUAUUUUUUUCGUAUUUAAAACGAGUUCCCAAAGGUAGCCGCAUUUUUUUAUUUUUUUGUUAUAUUGAUAAAAGAAGAGAUUUAUACACGAAAAAUUCUUCGUUGCUAAAUUUUUCUAAAGAUUGUGUGGAUAUAUGAAAUAUAAAUGGUAAAUAACUGACUGAAAAAGAGCAAUUUUUCAAUUGUAACCCAGCCUCUGGACCCAAUUCUGCAAAAGUGAUUCAGUGUUUUGAAAGUUUAAACUUUUCAUGCAAAUAAAAUUCAAUUCUAUUAGAAUGGAUAGUAAAUAUUUGACUAAAGAAUAUUUUUUUUAAUUGGGAGCCCUAUCCACAAACCCAAGUCCAUGUCCACCGAAAUUAAUCCCGCUGUUCUGUUGGUUUGAAAGUUUAGUUUUAUGCAAAUAAAUUUGCGGUUUGUUAGAAUUUUUUCCAUAUUUGAAAAUUCUCCUCAAUUAUCUGUUAAAAAUACAUAAUUUCUUUCAAUGAAAACGCUAUUUAUUAUGGGCAUAAAUAAAAUUAAUAUUUGAUUAGUUUUUUACAAAUAAAAAUACAAACACUUCAACCAAACUGAACUCUGGUUUGCGGAGUUUAAGGAAGAUAGCCGCUUAUGCAAAUUAAACUCUGCUCUACUAGAAUUUCAUCAGUAUUGCUAUACUCCCCAACAAAUUGUAUGGCAACCCUGCUUACAAACUAAGGUAUCCCGAAGUGGGCCGAACUUUCUUCAAAACAGAAAGCAGGAGCUUUUUAUGCGGAAAAAGUUCGGGUGCGUUAAACUUUUCUGAAAA
Anastrepha ludens (Mexican fruit fly) is the source of this 3727-nucleotide messenger RNA. Its product is annotated as cysteine-rich motor neuron 1 protein. The transcript is spliced from 7 exons. Gene Ontology annotation, molecular function: insulin-like growth factor binding. Bases 1306 to 2001 code for a protein of 231 amino acids. The record is from RefSeq and is a predicted model, not a curated record. Gene Ontology annotation, biological process: regulation of cell growth; regulation of signal transduction. NCBI's taxonomy places the organism in Eukaryota, Metazoa, Arthropoda, Insecta, Diptera, Tephritidae. Gene Ontology annotation, cellular component: extracellular region.